UCUCCGGUGAGCUCGCGAUGCGGAACAGUUUAGAGGCUGAAAACUGAUCUUGAUCCCGGAGAGUGGACAGCGCGAGCGCGUGCACUUAGCGGUAACACUCAUAACGGGCGCGCGCACUGGAGCCGGAACCAUGCGCAUUAACUUAGAAGUUCAUCUACAGAUCCUCCUGGCUGUUGGUCUGGCCGUCUUCUGCUUUGGCCUUGUGCUGGGUUGCAUCAUUUGUUGGCGCCGCAGGAAAUCCCGCUCUUCUGAUUCUAAAGAGGAGGGGUUUUAUCUACAAUCCGGACCUACAGAUCAUGUGACUGUGACUCUUAGCUCGUCCCCAUCAAUCAAAAUUCUUCCAGUCAAGCAGCAGUAUGAAGAGCUGGACGGUGAUGUAUUGGACUAUCCAUCAGUGGCCAGCAGCUUUACGCCAUCUGAUGACAACCAGAGCAGUUUUCCGCAGGUCUCAACAAGUUUGAAAGGCCCUCAGAAGUCUCGAUUCGCCCUACGCCGCCUGAGCACCCCCGCUGUCCCGUGUUCUCCCUUUAAACCGAUCGUCCAUGGCCGAGCCUCCCUCCCGAGUAUCCCUAAACUUAGCCUGGUGUCUAAAACACGCCGUGCUCUGGAUCGUCGCUCAACGGUGAUUGGAGACAACUUCCUGGCAGCUACUGACCCUGAGCAAGCGCCAUCCAGCCAGCAGGGGGAGCUCUCUCCAUCUCAAUACAGCGCCAGCCUGAGCUCCAGGCGCAGCUCCUUCACAAACAAGCAGCCUCCUGCAGUUCAGUUCUCCUUGCUGUUCUGUCCAGCAGAUGGCACCCUCACCGUCACAAUCCUCAGUCUGUUCAGGGGCUCCAGGAGGCUCAGUGGUGCUAUGGUGCGUGCCAGCCUGCCACCGAUGUGCCCUGCUGCCUUGCAGGCAGUGCCGUCACGCAGAAACAGCCUGAGCCUAGACCCUCAGACUCAGGCGUUCACUCUGAAGGUCGGAUCUGUAGAAGAGCUUCGGACCUGCACUCUCAAACUGGCCGUGUUUGGUAAAGAUUUCUCAGGUCUCCGUGAGACACCGCUGGGUGAUCUAGAGCUCAACUGUAGCGAGAUGGACUGGGAGCCCGAUACCACCAUCACAUACAACCGCCAACUCAAUCCUGCUAGGAGGCGAGUAAAAAAGAGCCACAGUACCCAGGACUCUUUGGGAACAAUGAGGACAUCGGUGUGCAUUUCAAAGCCUUUGGGUCAACUUUUUGUCCUGCUUCAGUACCAGACUCAGGCCCAUCGGAUCAAAGUGAUGGUGCGCAAAGCUGAGAACCUGGCCAAGCUAACACGAAUGCCUGGAGCUGCAGAUCACUACGUUGUCAUCAACAUGCGACAGGGUGGGAAAGUGAUCAGUACUAAAGAGACAAAGGGAGCGAGUGGAUCUAACGCGGUGUGGAACGCACCUUUCCUGUUCGAUUUACCUCCCGGUGACAUCAUCAGACUUCCACUGGUCCUGGAGUUCAUCGUCAUGCAGGGACGACUGUACACGAAAAGCAGCGUGCUUGGCCGCGUUCUGAUUGGCUCUGAAGGACCGGAGGUGGGGCAACAGCACUGGAAGGAGAUGUGCAGCCGAGGUCAGGUGGAAACAGCGCGCUGGCACACACUCCAGUCAGAUACGCCCUAAGGCUGGCUCUAAAUACGGACAUGUCUCCUAAACAGUGGGGUUUCUCACUAAUCUCCAGCAGCAGCAUUUUAUUGGGACUGAGACAGUGAUAAAGUAUUUAUUUAUUAUUGUGAUUACAGUAUUUAUUAAUGCAAAAGAGUUGCAAAUUAUUUUAUUUUUGCUAUGGAGUGCCAGAGUAACACUGUUCAAUCCAGUUUCAUUUGAUUUGUGUAGCAGCUUUACAGAAUUGAAAGGUCUAGACACGUAAAGCAACUGUGGUUAUCUAGGUAAAUAAUGUUGAGUUUUAUUAUGGAUAACUUACCAGAUGAAUAUGAAAUAUGAUAUUGAUAUGGGACAUUG
Ictalurus punctatus (channel catfish) is the source of this 1975-nucleotide messenger RNA. RefSeq names its product synaptotagmin-5. Gene Ontology annotation, molecular function: phosphatidylserine binding; calcium-dependent phospholipid binding; clathrin binding. Gene Ontology annotation, cellular component: axon; synapse. Lineage: Eukaryota; Metazoa; Chordata; Actinopteri; Siluriformes; Ictaluridae. The record is from RefSeq and is a predicted model, not a curated record. Bases 131 to 1636 code for a protein of 501 amino acids. Gene Ontology annotation, biological process: vesicle fusion; cellular response to calcium ion; regulation of dopamine secretion. The transcript has 5 exons.